Cyanistes caeruleus (blue tit) is the source of this 7087-nucleotide messenger RNA. NCBI's taxonomy places the organism in Eukaryota, Metazoa, Chordata, Aves, Passeriformes, Paridae. The record is from RefSeq and is a predicted model, not a curated record.
GGGCAGGGGGGUUGGACUGGAUGAUCUCCAGAGGUGCCUUCCAACCCUGACUGUUCUGUGAAAAUUAGAGGACCUGUCUAUUUGAAUUCCAGGUUCACUUACUGAUGUAAAUGCAAACUUGAGAUUAAAUUUCCACUUAUUAAGUCAUUUAAAGGCAACUGCAAGUGCUCAGCUUGCCUGUGGUGUGCCUGGUAAGGCAGGCUGAAGGACAGUAGCAUUGUAAAUUAAGGAUUGCUUGAUCUCUGUGCUUCUGUUCAUCUUGGUUACAUCUGGUACUUUAGAAGACCACUCAUUCAAUUUAUUUUUUUUUUUCAAGGCAUGCCAGAGAAUUACAGAUGGAAAAGGAAAAGCCAAGGGAAGUCUUUUAAGUACUACAGAAUAAAGAAAUAUGGUCUAAAUUGAGUUGUCUGUGCCAUGUAAUCACUGUGAAGUUUUGUAAUGGCAGAAACUAGGUCUUCAGGAAUCAAAAGAUCCCAAAUAAGUUUGUCAUUCAGUAAAAAUAAGAAGAGAAAAGAAACAACAAAAAAAGUGGAAGUUACAGGAACACCAUCUGCACCUUCAGCAUCAUCCUCUAUUACUUCCUUUUUUAACAAUGUCCCCCCUGCCAAAAUUAGCUGUCCCAUGUGUGGACAAUUGGUGCCAAGAUACGGAAUAAAUAAGCACAUUGAUGAAACAUGUCAGAGAAACCAUGGUGAGAUUGGUGCCGUUGAUGCUACACUGAAUUCUUUUAGGAGUAAGAAUCCCCCAGCUGCAAAUCUGAGCAAUAAUUCCAGCUCAUAUUUUUCAAAAAAACUCUUAAAUCUAGAAACAAGUCCUUCCAAAAGUAAUUUACUGAAAGCAGGAGGGAGUGCAGCACAACAGACUAGUCCUUAUUUUAGCAAUAAUAACUCAGUCUGUAGUGUUAACAAUGAACCCCAGGCUCGAACAGUUAGAACAGUCUCCUUGGGAAGCUUGUCUUCUAAACUGUCCAGAAGACGCUGUCUGCAGGGGGGAAAACAGGUCUUGUAUGAAGAAAUCAACUCUUCACCUCCCGCUGUUCACAGUGCCUGUGAAAGUGCUGCAGCACUGGAUGGUGAUGAUGAUGGUGAUGAGACUGAUGCUGGGCAGAGUUCUCAGAAAGAAAAUCAGCCUUCUCAGAGAGAGCACCAGGAACAAAAUUUUUCAAAGAGAGAACCUGAAUUUCAAAAUGAAAUAAACAAAUGUAGUCGAGAAGACCUUGUGGAUAUGGUUCAAGUACCUUUACUGGCCAAUAACAGCAAUGACAAAAGGUUCCCAUCUGGUACAAGGAGCACCAAAGCAGAAAGCAGGUCUGAAGGUGGUGUACUUAGUCCUGAUAAAUUUGAAACAUCUGUAGCUAUCGAUACUUCAGCAGAGCUGAGCAGUAAUUUGGAAGCUGAGACUCAGCCUCACACUGAGGUUACUCCUUCAAAGACAGAAGUGAACUGUGGGACAGAAAAUUGCUUUAGCAGGGAUGAUGCAGAAGUACUUCCUGUGGAAGUUCUUGAAGACUUUAAGAAUGAUAUGAACCACACUUUGUUAGAAACUGUGGAAAAGGCAGAACCACAGGAUUCCACUGGGGACAUGCUAGACAAGAUAGAUGAGGUCCUGUCUGUGCCCAGCUCUCCUGGUCACCCAUACUACCUCCAGAAUUUUUUACUAGUGCUGCGAGCAGUAUUGGAGAAUGAAGAUGAUGUCAGACUAUUUAAUGAACAAGAUUUGAACAUUAUAACCAAGUUCUACAAAUUAUCAGUUGGUGGGCAGAAGUUGUAUGUGAGACUUUUUCAACGCAAGCUGAACUGGUUAAAGGUGAACAAAAUAGAGUAUGGGGAGAUAAGUGUGGAUUUGUCACCAAUAAUUGAAGAACUAGCCGAAGCCAGAUUUCUACAAACAGAAUCUGAAUUGGAAGACCUGUGUGAAGGGUUGGAUUUGCUUUCAGCCCCUGAGCUAAAAACUCUGGCAAAAAUCUUUCACUUGCCAAACCCAAAUGGUCAGAAACAGCAACUUGUGGAUGAUCUUCUGAAGUUGUCAAAGCAGCGUUCGAUCUUCAGCAGGAGUCAGGCUGGUAUUGGGACAGUGAUUUUAAAAAGGGUGAAGGACCUGGCUGGAAAAUGUGUCAGGGUCUGCAAAGGUGCUCGGGCUGUCUUUUCCCGAAUCCUGCUGCUGUUUUCACUGCCUGAAUCACUGGAGGAGGAAGAAGCUGGCAGUGCUGGGCAAGGCCUGCUCUCCACAGUCCUGAGGGCAAACAUGGGGCAUAUGGUGUUCCCCAGUUACACAGUAAACAGGAAAACACAGGUCUUCCAGGACAGAGAGGAUCUCAUCAGGUAUGCAACUGCUGUUCAUCUGUCAAAUGAUAUAGCCACUGCAAUGGUAAAUGGGAACUGGGAAGAAGCUAAUAAUCUCUAUUUGUGUGCUAAAGAAACCUGGAACAAACUGAAGAAUCAUGCAUCUUUGAGCUAUCACAGAAUUUUACCUGAUUACCUGCGACGUUUCACAGUUGGCUGGGUGUACACAAGAAUCCUUUCUCAAGGAGUUGAAAUUCUGCAGAGACUUCACAAGUAUAAGGAAGCAGUGCAGCAGCUGCAGAGCCUCCUGGCCCAGGAUGUGUAUUGUACUGACAGCAGAGGGAGAUGGUGGGAUCGACUCGCUCUGAAUCUACAUCAGCACUUGAAAAACACUAAGAAGGCCAUUGGCUGCAUCCGGAGGGGGCUGGCAGACCCAGCCGUGCGCACCGGGCACCGCCUGUCCCUGUGCCAGCGCGCCCUGCGCAUCCGGGACUCCCCCAGCUGCAAGCAGUUCCAGGGCCUGCUGCAGGACCUGCCCAUCCUCACCGUGCAGGAUGUGACACACGUUACAAUCAAUGGAAAGAUGUGUCCUCAGACAGGAAUGGGAAAAUCUGUGUUUCUCAUGGAGGAUAUUGGUGAUGGAGAAGGAAGCGAAGACUGCAGUGUAUCCACAGUCAUGUGCUCGGUUGAGGAGCUGGCAUUAACUCAUUACAGGAGGAAUGGUUUCGAUCAGGGCAUUCAUGGGGAAGGCUCAACGUUUAUUACGCUGUAUGGGAUUCUGAUGUGGGAUAUCAUUUUCAUGGAUGACAUACCUGAUGUGUUCAGAAAUUCCUAUCAGACAGCCCCCCUGGAUUUAUACACUGACAGCUUCUAUGAGAGCAGGAGGGCUGUCAUUGAGGCCAGACUCCAGCAGCUUCACACAGCUUCUUCGGAGACACUGGCAAAGUUGGUUGCUGAUGUCUGGACCACUCAGGAGGGAAAAGCAGCAGCCCUGGUUAACUGGGGACGUUUUAUUUCCCUCCAGCAAGUCCAGAGCCUGGUCUCUUGCCUUGGAGGAGCGUUUCUGAGCGGUGUUUUCCGGCGGCUUUCCAGGGACCUGCGGCACUGCCGGGGGGGACUGCCCGACCUGCUCGUGUGGCGCUCCCACAGCCGGCACUUCAAGCUGGUGGAGGUGAAGGGCCCCAACGACCGCCUGUCUCCCAAGCAGAUGCUGUGGCUGAGUGAGCUGCACAAGCUGGGGGCUGCAGUGGAGGUUUGUCACGUGCAGGACGUUGGAGGCAAGAGCAAACGCUUCAGCUGACAGAGGUUGGAUGAUGUGGGGAACUCGGGUGUUCUUAAAGGAACGGGCAGCACACACCAAUGGCUGCUGCUGAUUAUUAAAAAUAGUUUCUCCUGAAAUUCUGGUUUCUUGGAACAUUACCACAGUCCUUUUUAGCACAAAACAUAUAAUUUGAGAAAACUGUCAGUAUGAUUUACUGCAUGUCACUUUGCAUUCAGAGGGGCAAAGCCCUUCCCUUCUCUCCACAAACUCCUGACUUACUCUCCCAGAGGUAAUCUGGGGUUUGCCCAGUGAAGAGGAAGAGCUGCCUUCAGACUGGUACACCCCGAGAGCAUUUCUACAAUACAGAAACUGGGCCAUCAGGUCCUGCUCAUUUCUGUGGUGCCCUUGUGGCCUAAAUUCGUUAUGUUGGGCAAGUCUCCUUGCAAGGUGUGAGUUCAGCCCCUUGCCAGGAUUGUCAGGUCCAGUGUGGUUCUCUGCCUGUCCCCACUUACCAUUAUGUAUUUGAAUUUUGCACUUGUACAGAAACAGAUACAGGUGUUCCAGGAUGGCAGAGAGUAGACCAUAAAGCAUUAAUGCUGUUCUAAUGUGCUUCUGUGUAUGAAAGGAUAAUUUAACAGCCCCUUCUGUUGUAUCUAUAUUGCCUGUAUAAAGGGAAAUAUUCCUGGUAGUAGACAGGAGCAGGUCAGUGCCAAGAUGACCACACUCAGUAUAGUCAUUUCUGCCCCACAUAAAUCGAUGUGUUUGCUCAUUCAGAAGUAUGUCAGUCAACUGGAACUAAAAAGAUUAAUUCCCUCUUAAGAUGCCAAAACCCCAUGGGUUUCCCUUAAUUUUAACACACCACCAAUAUCUUUGCUCUGGAGUCUUCAUUCUCAUAUUGAGUAAGUUCCCUGCUAUCAGAAAUUCUGAUCACCAUGCAAACUGCAAACACUAUAACAGAAUAUAGCAAGAAAUAAGAUAAUUUGCACAUCGUUUUUAUUAAUCAUCUUACUAUAGCACAGUAUCCAUGCUACUCCUGGAAAAAAACCACAUACACACAGGUUUUUUUUUAGGGGAAGGGAAAGAAGACCACCCGAAGUUCACUGUGGAAAGGUACGAACUUUUAUUCACUCUAAUUUACUUCACAUUCACAACUCAGCAUCAGGAUUUUAUAAUCUUCCUGCCACUGCUACUUUACUCAGUAAAUCAUUAUCAGGCACAAAGGUUUUAGUUUUAGUGAAAUGGUGAACUCAAAACCAUCACAGCAACAGCAUCAGAAACCUACUGCCUAGAGCAAUUUGAGGUACAGAUUUCUGUCUCUUGGUUAGAGGCAAAUUUAAGAUUUCGUCCUUUGCUUAAAUACACGUUAGGAUAUUUUUGGUUUUAAUAUCUUUCCAUCUGAGACUAAGCCAAAAGGUUUGCCCAGCUUGCUACAUUUUCAUUAAAAUACAAGGCAGUUAAUUGAUCAGAGUGGUAUUGCAGGCAGGUGCGCAGAAGCACACGUGUAGGCCUGGGCAGACACGCACAGUUGUCAGUGCAUUUCUGGAGGCAGGACAGGUGUGACACAGGGCUGUGCCUGGAGGCUGAUGUGCCAGCGCAGUCCCAGCCCUGCACUGAGCCCAGCUGCUGCACUGGGGCUCCCCCUGUGUGGUACAAAGUCAUGAGUCAGCCAGGAACAGCUGCAGUAAUGCACAUUUUCUACAAACACAGAAGGAUGAGAUGCUUGGUAGCUUUUCUACUCUUGCAACACAGAAAUGGCAUUUAACAGUAUCUUGUUUUAUGGUGAAGAGAAAUUAAAAUUUGAAAAUACGUGUACAUAUAUAUACACAGACAUAUAUAUACACACUUGCAUGUCAGUAUUCUGUACACAGAAGUUAGAUACAUAAACACACCCCAAAAUUGCUUUUGAAAGCUAUUAAAGAUAUUCAGAACAGUCCCUACUGACUUGAUAAGGCAACUGUGCAGAGUGGAGAAUAUUUCACAAUCAACACUUGGUACCUGUCUUUCAAAAGUGAAUCAGAAAGCAUCGAGCUGUUUAACUCAGAGGAAGCAGCAGCAUCCACAGGCUCACUCCCACAGACACAGCAGCUGCUCAGAUUCCUCAGCAAGGCUGUGCAACACAAGGAAGCAGAACUUUGUCUUCAAGUCUAGGGAAAGGUGGCUCCCUUCCCUUCCUCUCUGCAGGAGGUGCCCACUCAGCCUCUCUGACUCCCUUUUUGGAAUGGUAUAAAAUUUCUUUCUAAGUCUGUUUGGCAAAUAGAUAUUUUGACAGGUUUUAUUAUAAAGGCAUAUUAAUUUUAACCCUCUCCCAUGCUAUAUAUAUAAAAUACAAAGACCUUCUGCAGCAUCUGUACACAUCUUAGAACUGAAAUGUAAAAAUGUCUGAAACCUCAUUAUAAAAGACUAUUCUGUUUAAAUAUAGUACCCAUUUUCCCCCCAAAGGGUACUAGCCUAAAGAUUUUUUUAAUUCCACCAGCUGCUUUUGUGGAGUAACUUAUUUACACAUUUUUGGUACCUUUAAACUGAAAAACUUAUACUUUUAAGGAAAGAAAAGAAAAAAAAAGACUAUAGUUUUAACUGUCAUUUUAAAAGAAAAUAAACUGGUACCAAAAGACACUAAGCACACAGGUUGAGGUCUUUAUGUCAAGUAUCAGGCCAGGGAAAGCAGAAAGCUAAUGGGAAAAGAGGAAUGGCAAAAGCAAACUAAUACAAAUGUUUGAAUAAUGAGCAAGUGAGAUGACUGCUCCAGCAAGCCUGGAAAUAAACACAACUGGUUUGUGGACCAUUUAACAUGCUCAGCUCAUCUUGCAGCAUAAUCAGGCAAUUGAGGUGAAUACACGUUUUUUCCUCACAAACAGUUGCCCAGAAGCACCUGGCAUUGUGUCACAACAGCCUGUGUCUGCCCACAUUGUGCGCAGCACACACACAACAGCUGCUUUGCAUAGGAACAGGGUUUGGAAGUUUUGGAAGGUAAAAAAGGAAGUCCUCCUCCCCUGACAUUGUUCACCCUUGCAUUUGCCUUGCCUUGCUUCCCUCUCCCAACUCCAGCAGUGCAAGCAAGGCACAGCCUUGGAGGUCAGGGAACAGCCUGGCAGCCAAACCCCACUUUUGUGAUUUAGGCUGUGCUGAAGAUCAGUUUGGGUUUACAAACAAAGAUCUCCAAAUCCUAUCCCCUCCCCUUUUUUUAAACUCAAAUACACUGCGUAAUCCCAUCCUGCAGCUUUCUUUUUUCCCCAUUGAGAAAACAGAACAGCUGAGUCCAUCAUAUAUAAGGCCUUUAGUGCCUUAACUGGUGAGGCAGCACUGGAUGGAUGGAUGGAUGGAUAGAGGCUCAGUGUCAGUUCAACAGCAUUGGUGUUUAUACAGAAAUAAUUUAAUACACAGUACAGCCUCACUGCUCAGAGAAGGCAGCUGACAGGAGCCUUAUCCUAUGAGAAUGACACAUCACUGUUUGUCCGACCUCCUGGAAUUCUUCACACUGCUGCCUUUCUCCCUGUGAGUCCUCUUAUGGACAGCAUCCAAGGAGAGGCAACAUUUAAAAACGUUU